AUGCUGCGAAUUACCUUGUAUGGGAAGAAGAACGACAGAAACAACGGGGAUGUUUCAGUUGCGAAUACCGUGAUCUAUGAUCUGAUCGUAGCCUGUGAUCUACAGUACGUGACCAGAAGUCUCACUGUCAGUUACUGUAGUGGAUUACUUUCGUUUCUCAGCGACACUUCUACCGUAACUCAACUACUCUCAACUACAGUAACCACAGCAGGGUAUCAGCAUACUAGGCAAUUAAUAAGUACACAGGUGGUGUCAGAUACUGGUGUUAUUAGAGCACCAAAAAAGAACAUGGGAAAUGUAAGUUCCACUAACGAUGAGAAAUAAGG
Messenger RNA from Cylicostephanus goldi, 326 nucleotides. NCBI's taxonomy places the organism in Eukaryota, Metazoa, Nematoda, Chromadorea, Rhabditida, Strongylidae. The record is from the annotation of a GenBank genome assembly.